GUUCAUCAACACCAAGGGAGGAUGUCAGAUCUGGCUCAGCCACAUGGCAACCAUCCACGGCGUCCAGGUUUCAGACCUGCACAAGAAGGUCACCUGGGAGGAUAUGACAAAGGAAUGGAAGAAGCGGUUCAUAGUGGAUGACGCACCCGCGCUCGCCAUCAACCGCAUCUUCGCGAUGGCUCAAGGGAGCACACCGACACGUGACUGGCUCACGGAUUGGCAGAAGAUCGUGGCCACGCCCGAUCUGGACUUGCCUUUUUCGCAUCUACGCCGUGAGUUCUACAACAGGUCAUGCACCGCUUUCAGCCUCGCACUGGGUGAUCGCGAGCAGUACAGCACUUUCGCAGAGAUCAUCAACAAGGCGAGAGAGAUCAUCAAGACCAACAGGGCGGCCGCACACGAGAAGUCAACGUGGCAGCCAACCUAUGUGGAGAAGGUACGAACUGGUCCGCGACAGCAGCAGUUCGCUGCAGUCCAAUCGGACAGUGGAGAAGACCCAGCAGCCACUCCAGCAUCACGUGAGGGAGAUCAGGUGGCUGCUGUCCAGCCGCAAAGCAACAAGCCCCGAGUGAACGGGAAGGCGAAACCAGCAUCGCAGGCCGGAAACGGACAGCCAGCAAUGGGUCAACUUCGGCUUGACCAAGGCCGAGUACAAACCGGAGGAUUGCCGAAACCGCAUUGCAAUGUGCUCAUGUCACAACUGCGAGAUUACUUGCACACUGCAGUACCAACUCCCUUGAUGGACGCCGGAGUAGAGGUUGUCGACCUUCACACUUACAUUGCGAAGAUCGACCGCGAGUUCAAGACGCAACGGUACGACGACAUGGACGCACCAUUGCUAUAUGUACGCAUUCAGAUCGGAGAGGCAACCUGCAACGCUUUGAUCGAUUGCGGAGCAUCUCGCAACUACAUCAGCCAGGACUUCAUGGUGCGCGCCGGCCUUGGCCCACGUGUCCGGAGGAAGUCCCAGCCUACGCAAGUCACUUUGGCAGACGAUCGUACGCACAAGUCCAUCGACCAGUGCAUUGACGCCGUCCCCGUGUACUUUGCCCCUCACGCAAGUGAGGCGGUGUCCUUUGAUAUUCUGGACAUCAAAUUUGACAUGAUCUUGGGCAUGUCAUGGCUGCGAAGCGAGGAUCACCCGGUGAACUUCUUCCACCGCACCGUUCACAUUUGUGAUCGGAACGGAAUAUUAGUUCCAUGCACGGUACCUCUUCCUCAUCCUUCGAUCAGCUGCCACGUGGUAUCCGCCGCAAGCAUGCGAGCAUCCAUCAUCAGAAACGACAUCAAGGAGAUGGGGGGGUGUUUUCUCCACGCCCUCCCGCCCCGAGACGCUUCAUCGACGGACUCAUCUUCAGAUCCAUGCAUCACCGAACUUCUCGACGCCUACAGCGACGUGUUUGAAGGCCCGCACGGAGUAGUACCGGAUCGGCCCAUCCGCCACGAGAUCAUCCUCGAGGACGGGGCCGUACCUCCCCGCGGCUGCAUGUACCGAAUGAGCGAGGAAGAGUUAAGUGUGCUCUGUGCACAACUCGACGAUCUUCUAGAGAAAGGCUGGAUUCGGCCUAGCUCAUCGCCAUACGGUGCUCCUGUCCUCUUCGUCCGGAAGAAGAAUAAGGACCUGCGGUUGUGCAUCGAUUAUCGCAAGCUCAACGCGCAGACGAUCAGGAACGCCGGCCCUCUCCCAUGCAUCGACGACUUUCUCGAGCGAUUGGGCGGCGCCCAGUUCUUCUCUAAGCUGGAUCUCAAGUCAGGGUACCACCAACUCGAGAUUCGCAAGGAGGAUCGCUACAAGACCACGUUUAAGACACGGUAUGGGCAUUUCGAAUGGCCGGUCAUGCCGUUUGGCCUUAAGAAUGCCCCAGCCACUUUCCAAGCGGCUAUGACAACGGAGUUCCGACACAUGCUGGAUCGGUUUGUACUCAUCUACCUCGACGACAUCUUGGUGUAUAGUCGGAGUUUGGACGAGCAUGUGGAACACCUGCGCACCGUUUUGGAGCGGCUACGACAAGCCAAGUACAAAGCAAACCGCGACAAGUCAGAUGCACUCUCGCGGAGACCCGAUCUUUGCGCUAUGACACAUCAUGCCUUCGCAUUCGACGAGGAGGUUCAGCGACACUUCAUCCGGGCAUAUCAGUCUGAUCCGGACUUCGGCACGCUCUAUGCACAGCUAUCUUCGGAUCACCCGCCGGCCAGCCAUUACCGCAUUGCCGACAGGUACUUGCUCCUCCACUCGAGAGGCAAGGACUUACUAUAUGUCCCACGCGACCGUCGUCUUCGGACUCGCCUCCUUGGCGAGUAUCAUGAUUCACGACUCGCCGGCCAUUUCGGAGUCAACCGCACUAUUGCACGGCUUCGACAGCGAUUCCGAUGGCCCGACCUCAUUACCGAUGUCACUCGGUAUUGCGACUCUUGCGAAGUUUGCCGACGCAGCAAGCCCCGCAACCGCAAUCCCUACGGCGAGUUACACCCGAUGCCUAUCCCACAGCAACCCGGUCUCUCCAUUGCCAUGGACGUCACCGGUGCGUUUCCUCACAACCGGCUCGGGCACGACAGCAUCCUCACGGUUGUGGACCGAUUGAGUAAGUACGCGCGUUUUCUCCUUUGCAAGUUCUACUCCACAGCUCCCGAGCUGCCACGCCUCCUGCACACUGCUUGGAUUUGUGGCCACGGUGUACCAGAAGACAUUGUCAGCGACCGCGACACUCGUUUCAUGUCGGCAUUUUGGACUGCUCUCAUGCAGGAGUCUGGCACAACAAUGAAACCAAGUUCGGCUCGACAUCCUCAGACAGAUGGGCAGACGGAGCGGGCACAUCAAACCGCUCAAAUGAUGCUUCGUACGCUCAUUCGUCCGUACCAGAAAGAUUGGGUUGACCGCCUCCCCGACAUCGAGUUCGCCUACAACACUUCGGUGCACCCGGCGAUCGGCGUGACUCCAUUCGAGUUGCACCACGGUGGACGAAAAGGCCGCAUCUUCGCCGACCUUCUCCUCCCUCGACCAGCCGACAUUGACGCCGCUUGCUCCCCCGCUUCCGUUCGGAAGUACAGGGACUUGCUGACUCAAGCCCGCGCAAAUAUGCAAAAGGCUCAAGUUCGCAUGCAGCAGCAAGCCAACAGGCGUCGCGUACCAUGUCCCAUCCGCACCGGUGAUCUGGUUUGGGUCUCCGCGGAAGAGUUUGCAUUGGAACAGGACGUUUCACGCAAACAACUUCCCAAGUGGUUUGGACCUUGGUCUGUGACAGCAGCCGCGGGCGAUGAGCCCGAUGGCCCUUCAUUUGUGAUCAACAUUCCAGAGCAUCUGACGGUCCAUUCGGUCUUCCACGCCUCGAAGCUGGCAACAUACACGCCAGCCAAGAGCGACGACUUUCCGGGCCGACGAUCGCAGGACCCUCCUUCUAUGGAUGGCCAUCAGGAAGUUGACCGCGUCAUCACCGAUCGCAAGUACGGCAGCAAGCCGCGACAGUACAAAGUCACAUUCAAAGCAUGCGAUCGCGACGACACUCGGUGGAGUUCAGGAGCAGAUUUGAAAGCAUCCGCACCGCUGAUCUACGCUCACUAUGAACGUCAAAGGUUAGCCAAGGGACCUCCACGACCUGCCCCUCCCACCCGGACUGUGGUUCCUCCCUCAGACAGACAGCUUCGCCCUCGCAGCUGUUUUGGAUAUGCGAUGAGAGGAGUGGGAGUAUGGUUGGAUUCGCCAGAGCGACCGGGGACGAUGUGUUUCACGCGACAAUUUGGGAUGUAGUAAUUGAUCCUAACUGGCAGGGCUGUGGACUUGGCAAGGUAAUGUAUCUUUUGCUAUGUUACC
Messenger RNA from Chara braunii, 3808 nucleotides. The record is from the annotation of a GenBank genome assembly. NCBI's taxonomy places the organism in Eukaryota, Viridiplantae, Streptophyta, Charophyceae, Charales, Characeae.